Messenger RNA from Penaeus chinensis, 2525 nucleotides. RefSeq lists its product as uncharacterized. The record is from RefSeq and is a predicted model, not a curated record. Lineage: Eukaryota; Metazoa; Arthropoda; Malacostraca; Decapoda; Penaeidae. The coding region runs from base 390 to 1721 and encodes 443 amino acids. The transcript is spliced from 8 exons. Gene Ontology annotation, molecular function: serine-type endopeptidase inhibitor activity.
GGCACGGCGGCACAAGAGCUGAACCCAGCCCGGCGAGGGCCACGGGAGCACGAGCAGCGCCGAGCCAGUUACGUUGUACCAGUGGGAGAGAGAGGAUGUUCGCCGUGCGCUCCGUGCUAGAUAUAUGUAGCUAAAGUGUGUGUGAAAACAUACUUUCUAGAUAAAAAAAAAGGAAAAUAACACUAAGCAAACGCAGGAGAAAAACAUAUAAAGAGAAAAAAAAAACAACUGAGAAUCGUAAUAAGCAUAGUGUAAAUCUGAAGUGAAAAUAGAAAUAUAAAUAAGUGUGUAUAUAUUUUAGUAAUAGAAAAAAAAAAAAAAAAAAACUGUACAUUUUCGAGGUCAAAUAGCCCAUUGAAGAGAGUGUGACUUAACCUCUGACCUCCAAGAUGGGUCAGCCGUCCCCCUUCGUGGUGGGCGUCGUGGUCCUCCUGAUGGGCGUGGCCAUAGGCGUGGCCACCACCGAACCCGCAGUCGAGAUUCAAACGGAAGCCCCGCCCCCUCGAGCUGACGCCCCCGUUGCGUUUAAAGACUGCCCCAUGUACGUGCUGGGCGAGCUGCAGGGCAUGCGGCGGCACGGCGAGCAGUGGCUCAACGACGGGUCCGAGUGCGAGUUCUGCGAGUGCACGGACGGCCAGGAGCGGUGCUUCUUCCACUACUGCAACUCCGGCCCGAAGGAGAGCUACAUGACGCCCCCUUCGGCAGCGACGCCCGGAGAGAAGAGCCCCGCUGACCAGCCGCCCGCACGCCCGCCCCUGGACGACGAGGACGUGUCCGACCCCGAGGAGGCGCAGGAGGGCUCGGGCACGCAGCCCUGGGAGGAAGGCUACUACAACGUGCGGGAACCUGUGGAGGACGACCUCGAGCCGAGGAAGACGGAGUCGUCCGGUCGUGGCGGUGAAGCGAACGACCCCAGAGACGACAAGAACCCGAGGGACAACGAGACGCACGACCCCCGCCCCUGGUGUGGUUCCCUCCCCUGCAGGAAGACGUGUCCCCAUGGUUAUAAGGUGGACCCGACCACAGGCUGCCGGAAAUGCAAGUGCUUCAAGUGCCAGUCCUUGCGGAGGUGUUACCUCAAGUGCGGCUUCGGAUACGUUGCGGAUGAGAGGGGCUGCAAGAAAUGCCAGUGCCGCGACCAGAGUGCCAAGGUUUCCGUCAUCACAUCGCUGGACGACAAUGAUUUCAUCGUCGAGGAGGGCUACGGCGUGUCUUCUGAAGUCUUCAGCAACGGGACGUACGCUGAAGUGGCUGAGAGUGGCGGCGUCUACGUGACAGCCGGAGAAGAGGAGACGCAGGAACCCGACCCUUCAUGUAACACUACACCGUGCAACCGCGGCCAGGGGCGUGGCCACGAGAGCCGCAGCACCUCCCGCGUGCCCCUGGACCGCAUGCCUCCGCCCACCCUCCCGCAGGACAACCAGGACCCCGUGCGCGCCCCCGAGAUGCCUGACGAAGACGCAGGGUCCCACAGGAGCGCCUUCGGGAGCGGCAGCACGACCAAGAGCGCAGUUCAAGCCUCCCCCGCCGACUGGUCCCAGCUGUGUGUGAUCCUACUGCCCAUCCUGGUGGUGUUCGGACUCGUGGCCACCCUCGCCGUGCACUUCUGGCGCCGCUACCACCGCGACAAGUACGACAUCAACGCCUACAGACCGGACGAGAGAGAGAAGCUCCGCCCCGUGAAAACCGCCGACGACACCCAGACCGUGCGGCACGUGUGAGGCGGACGGCGAGCGGAGUGCAAGGGGAAAGGCGUCGCGGAAUGUAUGAAUGGAAGGAAGGAUUCUUUUUUUUUUAUGAAUGAAUGAAUGAGUGGUGGCAUUUUGUGAAUGAGGAAUUUGUGAAUGGGUGGAGGGAUUGAUGAAUGGCUGGAGAUAGUGAUGGAUUUUUUUUUUUUUUUUUUUCAUGAGUGUGUAUGAAAGAGAAAGAGGAUAAUAAUUAAAAAGAGAGAUAAUGAGAAAAGAGAAGAGAAAGGGAGGCUGUGUCUCGGUGGCGGAACGAAGCAAGGAAGAGGCGUAAGGAUAAUAAAUUUAGAGGGAGACAAAACAAACAAACAAGAUCAAGAUAUUACUAAUGUUAUUAUUAUUUGUCUCGUUUUGGAAGAUUAUCCACAUUCUCUUUUCGGCCUUUUUCUUCUAAAGCUGGAAGUGUGAAAAAAGGCAAUUCACAGAUAACAUAAACAAAAGAAGAGAAGUUUGCGAAAAGAUAUAUUGAAGACCCUCCCCCUGCCUUCCCCCUCCCCUCUCCCUCCUUCACCCAUUCCUGCCUCCUCGCUCCCCCCUCCCCCUCCUUCACCCCCCCCCCUUCCCAAAACAAAUAAUUAAUAGGAACUUGCAACGUUAUCGGAACAUUAUUGGUCAUGUAUUCAUUGAAAUUAUCAUUAUCUUCGCCAUUGUUGUAAUAUUCCUUAUUCCAAUAUUUUCAUAAUUCUCGUAUGAUCCAACGCCGCCGCAGAUGCACACCUCCCACCACCCCCACCCCCACCCUCCCCUCUCGCCCCCUCACCCCCACUUUCCCCUUCCCCC